Molecule: messenger RNA, 211 nt
Organism: Pocillopora meandrina
Lineage: Eukaryota; Metazoa; Cnidaria; Anthozoa; Scleractinia; Pocilloporidae
Source: the annotation of a GenBank genome assembly
AUGUCCGGUAACGAAAACCUUUUAGGGAAGGGUUCAUCGUUUUUUCGUUUCAAUUCAUUUGAUACCAGCCUCAUACGUUUUGGAUAUCUAUGAAUGUUCAGGUUUUAGAGGAGAGAAAGAUGAUAUUUUAGUAAGCCAUUGUUUGCUCCUCGCAAGGGAUUAUAUUUAUUGCUAUAAAUUUAAGAACAUAUCUCCAUCUAUCAGAGAGUAA